Molecule: messenger RNA, 1272 nt
Organism: Cynara cardunculus var. scolymus (artichoke)
Lineage: Eukaryota; Viridiplantae; Streptophyta; Magnoliopsida; Asterales; Asteraceae
Product: SNF1-related protein kinase regulatory subunit gamma-1-like
Exons: 5
Coding region: 1-1272 (423 amino acids)
Source: RefSeq, a predicted model, not a curated record
AUGGUGGUGGAAGAGGGAAGUCCGAGAAGCCCAGAGGCUAAAUUAGGGCUGGAAGUGGAAGACCUAUGGGACGUACAAGAGCCCCAACUAUCUCCAACCGAGAAGCUUAAUGCUUGUUUCGAAAGCAUUCCUGUUUCACAGUUUCCACAAGCUUCCUCUUCCCAAGUAAUCGAGAUCAAGUCGGAUGCCAGUCUAGGUGAAGCUGUUCGGUUGCUAUCUCAAAAUAAAAUUCUAAGUGCACCUGUUGUGGACGUUGAUGCACCCGAGGAUUCUAGUUGGAUGGACAGAUAUCUCGGGAUCGUGGAGUUUGCAGGCAUUGUUGUUUGGAUUCUGCAUCAGUCAGAAAAGAAUAGUGGCAUAGAUGCUGCAGACGUAUUUGCUAGAGCGUUACAAGAAACCACGGGACCUGCAGUUGCAGCAGCAGCAAGCGGGAUGUCUUCCCCGAGAUAUCGGAGCUCACAACCUGGUUCUCCUAAAACCGCUGGCAACUUUUUUGAGCUAUUGACUUCUUCUGAUUUCUAUAAAAACACAAAGGUUAAAGACAUCUCGGGAUCAUUUCGCUGGGCACCAUUUCUUGCUUUGCAACCAUCCAACUCCUUUCUGACCAUGCUUUUACUGCUAUCAAAGUAUAGAAUGAAGAGUAUUCCAGUGGUUGAUUUAGGGGAGAGGAAGAUCGACAACAUUAUCACCCAAUCUGCAGUAUUCCAUAUGUUGGAGGAAUGUGCAGAUCUCCAAUGGUUCAAAAGYUGGGGAUCUAAGAAAMUAUACGAACUUGGUCUUCCUCUUAUGAAAUCUAAUCGGGUUAUYAAGGUAGACGAGGAUGAACCAGUUCUGCAGGCGUUUAGAAUGAUGCAAGAGAAGGGAGUUGGCGGGGUGCCGGUGGUUGCUAGCGGUAGAAACAAGAUGAUUGGUAACAUAAGCAUCAGGGAUAUUCAAUUUCUCCUAAUUGCCCCCGAGAUUUACAAAGAUUAUAGAUCUAUCACGACUAAGAACUUUGUAACAGCAGUUAAAAACUACUUGAAGGAGAAUGAGAAGGCAUUACCUGUGAUGAGUGGCAUGAUUACAUGCAGAAAAGAGGACACACUUAAAGAUGUGAUUAUGAAGCUUGAUUCGAUGAAGGGUCAUCGUAUAUACGUGGUUGAUGAACAAGGUAACCUUGAAGGAUUGAUAACGCUGAGAGAUAUCAUAUCUAGGUUAGUGCAUGAGCCUAGAGGAUAUUUUGGGGAUUUCUUUGAUGGUGUUUUGCCCUUGCCUCAAAACUCUAGGGUUUAG